Molecule: messenger RNA, 1283 nt
Organism: Malania oleifera
Lineage: Eukaryota; Viridiplantae; Streptophyta; Magnoliopsida; Santalales; Ximeniaceae
Product: VAN3-binding protein
Exons: 6
Coding region: 5-1201 (398 amino acids)
Biological process (GO): phloem or xylem histogenesis; auxin-activated signaling pathway; leaf vascular tissue pattern formation
Source: RefSeq, a predicted model, not a curated record
GAGAAUGGAUGGAAGGCCGUAUCAUUCUGGGAGUUGGGGCAAGAGCCUGUGGGAAAAUAUAUUGGAGGAAGAUGAAGAACAGAGGAGAGUCCCUCAGCUGCCGAAGAUUCCUGAGCCCCAAACACCCAGAGAGCCCAUGGAAUUCUUGUCAAGAUCAUGGAGCCUCUCUGCUUCAGAGGUCGCAAAAGCUCUUGUUCAGAAACAGAAACACCAUCUUCUUGACAAAACCUUCAUCCCCGAUCCAAUUCCAGAGACUGCUGUUGCUGUUGAACCACACGUGGUUCCGGAUAAGGAGGUGAUGUGUUCAGGAAAUGCUGGGAUAACAGGAUCAAUAGGGAAGUGGUUCCAAACCAAAGAAUCCAACAGCAGUAGCAACGUAAAGAAGAAAGAUAAGCUGCGCGUGGACAACGCGCGCACACACACCGCCGUCUCCAUCGCCGGCCUCGCCGCCGCCUUAGCUGCCGUCGCUGCUAAAGAAAAUUCCAGUGGUUCGGACUCAGUCUCCGGCACCGGUACAGCUUCCGGCGCCUCAAGCUCGAGAAUGAACCAGGCCAUUGCCUCGGCCAUGGAACUGCUGGCUUCCCAUUGCAUUGAGAUGGCUGAAACUGCCGGCGCCGACCACGAUCGCAUCGCUUCCGUCGUCCGGUCAGCCGUCGACAUCCGAAGUCCCGGUGAUCUGUUGACUCUCACGGCGGCAGCCGCCACCGCUUUGAGAGGAGAAGCUGCUCUAAAAGCAAGAUUGCCAAAAGAUGGAAGGAGGAAUGCAGCCAUCAGCCCCUGCGAUAAGGGUAUGCCAGAAGAUGCUUGGCUCGACGGCGAGGGUAACCCUAAUUGCAUGGGCGAGCUUUUGCAUUAUACACGCAAAGGAGUGCUACAACGGAAGACUGUCUCUAUCUAUAUCAACCAAAAGUGUCAGGUCAUAGUCAAGCUCAAAAGGAAGCAUGUUGGAGGAGCCUUCUCCAAGAAGAAUAAAACUGUUGUUUAUGGAGUGAGCGAAGAAACUGUAGCAGGGAGAACAAACAAGGAUGGGGAGAAUGCAGAGGAUGUCUACUUUGGACUCCAAACCGCACGAGGUUUUAUAGAAUUCAAGUGCAAAAGCAAGAUCCAUAAGCAGAGAUGGGUGGAUGGAAUUCAAAACCUUCUUGAACAAACAGCUGCUGAGCAUUCUCGCCAACCCUUUAAUAUUAAUAAGAGUGUUUGAUUCCGAUGGUGUGUUUUUAAAAAACGCUUGAUUUUAUGGAACAGUCAUAUUUCUCUUAUUUAUGUGAAAUACUGUAUUUAUG